AAGCUGGAGUCGGACUGGCAAAUCGUGGGAAGCGCUGGGUGGGAGGGGACUCUCCGUGUCUGGCUCCCCAGACUGCCCACCCCUCUCCGGCUCCGCUUAGCCCCGCCCUAGCCCCGCCCCCCGCGCCGUCUGACAGAGUCGGGAACGAGCAGAGGAGACAGACACCGAGUGGCCGGGAACCGAGGCGCCGAGCGGCGGCACCGACAGGACUUCCCCGGACCCCCUCAGUGGAACCAUCAUGCCCCAAGCCCGCCCGACCCUCCGUCACCAUUAGCAACCGACCGACAGAUUGGCACUUGGGCUGUGCGGGGGCAGCAGGCAGACGGCACCCACAAAUGAAUAACCGCAAGGAGGACAUGGAGAUCCCCUCCCACUACCGGCGGCUGCUGCAGGAGCUGAACGAGCAGCGCCAACACGGCAUCCUAUGCGACGCCUGCAUCAUCGUGGAGGGCAAGAUCUUCAAAGCGCACAAAAACGUCCUUCUGGGCAGCAGCCGCUACUUCAAGACCCUAUACUGCCAGGUCCAAAAGGCGGCGGAACCGACCACCGUCACCCAGCUGGACAUCGUCACCGCCCAGGGCUUCAAGGCCAUCAUCGACUUCAUGUACUCGGCCCACUUGGCGCUGACCAGCAAGAACGUCAUCGAGGUGAUGUCGGCCGCCAGUUACCUGCAGAUGACCGACAUCGUCCAGGCCUGUCACGGCUUCAUCAAGGCCGCCCUGGACAUCAGCAUCAAGUCCGACGACGAGCUGACCGACUACGACAUGGGGGCCCCGUCCGGCAGCGCAGAGGCCCUUCUCUCCGCCGUGGUGGCCGGCCGCAGCAUCUCCCCGUGGCUGGCGAGAAGGACCAGUCCGGCCAACUCCUCCGGGGACUCGGCCAUCGCCAGCUGCCACGAGGGGGGCAGCAGCUACGGGAAGGAGGACCCCGAGCAGAAGGGGGACAGCCAGGACGAAGGGUCGGCCGUUUGGGCCGGAGACAUGUGUUACGGACCUUUGCGUAUUAAGGAGGAGCAGGACUCGCCGGGCCGCUAUGCGGGCAAGGGGGAAGCGGGGGGCUCAUACCUGGAGCAGGGGGACGGCUGGCAGCACUCGGGCCGGCGGAAGAACCGCAAGAACAAGGAGACCGUUCGGCACAUCACCCAACAGAUGGUGGAGAGUUGCAGAACCGGGUCCCCCGAGCCCUCCUUCAUCUCCAGCUCCCAGUGGCACUAUAGCAACCAGGACAACUCCAGUGACGAGGUGACAGUGAUCGAGCCGGGCAGCUCUGACAGCCGAGAGGAGCGAGUGGAUCUUUACUCCCAGGGGGAGGAGUCAUUGCAGGGCGGGGAGGCCACUUACCUGCCCCACCCCCUGAGCCUGGAGAAGGAGGAGGGCCACGGGCAAGUCACCAACCUGCGCUCUGCGCUGCUCAGCAAGAACAGCCUCCUGGCCCUAAAGGCUGACGUUCUAGGGGAGGAGAGCUCCCUGCUGUUCGAAUACCUGCCCAAAGGUACCCACUCCCUCUCCCUCAAUGAGUUCACCGUCAUCCGCAAGAAGUUCAAGUGCCCGUACUGCAGCUUCUCCGCCAUGCACCAAUGCAUCCUCAAGCGCCACAUGCGCUCGCAUACGGGGGAGAGGCCCUACCCCUGCGAGAUCUGCGGCAAGAAGUUCACCCGGAGGGAACACAUGAAGAGGCACACACUGGUGCACAGUAAGGAUAAGAAGUACGUGUGCAAGGUGUGUAACCGCGUGUUCAUGUCGGCCGCCAGCGUUGGCAUCAAGCACGGCUCCCGGCGGCACGGCGUCUGUAUGGAUUGCGCAGGGAGGGGCGGGGCUCACGGCGGCGGAGGCCACUCCCCCGAUGGCAUGUACCCCGGGGACGCCCACUACCUGGAUGAUGUGGAUGAGCUGAAGGUGGAUGAGGAGAUGGGCGGGGACGAGGAGGAUGACAUCAAGUGGAAGGAGGAGGCGGAGACUUCGCAGGAUGAUGUCAUACUGGAGGAUGAUGAGAUUGAGGAUUGCACCCCAGAUGUGAGCGGGGGGCAGAUGAAAGAGUUCACCUGGAUAGCCUAGGGAGGAAAGGGUUACACAGGUACCCUGGGCAAGCUAAUGAUCCGCUGCCAGGAGCGCCCCCCGGGGGUGGCAGGAGCCCAGGCAGGCCGCGGGGUCACUACGGACAGCCCCCCCUCUAUGCCCACCUCAGGGGCCCCACUUCCUGUAUCCUCAACAGCCAUCCAGGGGCCACAGAUACCAGGGCCCCAACUUUAGCCGAACUGCUUAAGGCACUCUACCCCCCACCCCAAUAUUCUUUCCCAUCUGCUUCAUACCUCUGUCCCCCCAAUACCCCUGCCUCCCCCAAUUCCCCUGCCCCCCCCACCUGCCCCCCCAGCUGCUGUUUUUUAAGCAAAUCUGUUGGACGGGAGGUUUCUAAGGUUUUCUAAUUGCUGAACACAAUCAGAUUGAGGAGCCGGUUGGCUGCGCCCAUCGCCCCUGGCACCCCCCCCCCACGCUCGCCCCAUGUGGGCACCCAGAGAACAUUCUGGACCAGCGGAGAAUCGCCCAUGGAAUGGGGCCCAUUGACUUCUGACUUCUGUUGGGCCCCGGGGAGCCCCUUACAGUUAUUCUGAUUGGCUGCGGUGCUACAAUGAGGCUCCGGGGGCAGCGGCCCAUAUCUGCCAUUGUAUCACUAACUGUCAUGGCUCCCCCCCCCCCCCCAGUUAGGCACUCACUGCACUGUUAGCUCUUCAGCCGAGGCAGCUGCCUGGGAGAGACUGGCCUGAGCUCUCACAUUAGGAGCUGUGGUGCCACCGGGGGCCGGCUAUGGCAUUGGGACUGGCUGGGUGGCACCAGGGGCCGGCUGGGUGGCAUUGGGACUGGCUGGGUGGCACCAGGGGCCGGCUGGGUGGCAUUGGGACUGGCAGGGAUUGGGUGCCACCGGGGGCCGGCUGUGGCAUUGGGACUGGCUGGGUGGCACCAGGGGCCGGCUGGGUGGCAUUGGGACUGGCAGGGAUUGGGUGCCACCGGGGGCCGGCUGUGGCAUUGGGACUGGCUGGGUGGCACCAGGGGCCGGCUGGGUGGCAUUGGGACUGGCAGGGAUUGGGUGCCACCGGGGGCCGGCUGUGGCAUUGGGACUGGCUGGGUGGCACCAGGGGCCAGCUGGGUGGCAUUGGGACUGGCAGGGAUUGAGUGCCACCGGGGGCCGGCUGUGGCAUUGGGACUGGCUGGGUGGCACCAGGGGCCAGCUGGGUGGCAUUGGGACUGGCAGGGAUUGGGUGCCACCGGGGGUCGGCUGGGUGGCAUUGGGAUUGGCUGGGUGGCACCGGGGGCCGGCUGUGGUAUUGGGACUGGCAGGGGUUGGGUGCCACCAGGGGUUGGGUGGGUGGCAUUGGGAUUGGCUGGGUGGCACCGGGGGUUGACUGGGUGGUACUGGGAUUGGCUUGGUGGGGGACUGGGUGGCAUGGGGGCACACUGAGUGGUACCAGGACUGGCAGGCUGGGUGGUACUGGGACAGGCGGGGGGGGCAUAUGAGCUGACUGGGGGGCUCAGGCUUACCCGCUCUCUCAUUCUGUGUCUAUUUUUAACGAGUUCCCGUUUGCACACACAGCCCCUCCCCCCCCCAGUGCCCGGCCUAUGGGGUGCCAGCGUCAGCGACUCCGUGUCAUCUGGGAGAUAAUGAUCCACUCCGGCCAUUCCCCCCCCCCCAGGUGCCAACAGCCUGUGCUUCAGCGCCACCCGGUGGCUGCACAUUGGCACCAUUGGCCACUCUGUCGCCCAGAGGGUUAAUCACUCUGCCCCCCCCCAGCCUGGCUGCUAAUUGUAGGGAGACCCCCCCCCCCUAUUAUUCCCCAUUCACCCCCCUCUUUGCUUUUUUUUUAUAUUUAUAUAUAUAUAUAUAUCAUUUCAUGAAAUAUGCAAGAACUGGAAUAUUGGGGGUGGAUUCGCCGCUGAAUGGGGGUCCAUAGCUUCUGUUAUAGGGGGACCCCCUGCCCCCCCCCCGAGGGGCCCCCCCUGCGCUGAACUAUACACAUUAUUUAUUGUACCUUCUCUUCUUUUCUUACACGUUUCUCAGACAAUAAAAUGGCGACGCCGUGCAAUGAA
Messenger RNA from Xenopus tropicalis (tropical clawed frog), 4079 nucleotides. RefSeq names its product zinc finger and BTB domain containing 46 (gene zbtb46). The coding region runs from base 336 to 2054 and encodes 572 amino acids. Gene Ontology annotation, biological process: regulation of transcription by RNA polymerase II. Gene Ontology annotation, cellular component: nucleus; chromosome. NCBI's taxonomy places the organism in Eukaryota, Metazoa, Chordata, Amphibia, Anura, Pipidae. The transcript has 6 exons. The record is from RefSeq and is a predicted model, not a curated record.